AGCCCCGGGGCUGACCCCGGGGCCAGGGGCGGAGUCGAGAGGCCUAGCGCAGGUAAUGGCUGUCGGGCGCUCGGCCGCGCCAGACUGCAGAUGGGGACAUGAGGCACAGAGACGUUAAGUAAUUUGCCCAAGAUCACACAGCUAAGGAUUUUGAUGCCGGCGGCGGGGAGCAGAGCCUGAGCUGGACCGCCAGAGCGUGGGGGCCGGGGACGAUGGCAGUGCGGCUCUGGGCCCUGGCCCUGCUGGGCCUGGCGGGCGCGGGCCUGCAGUCCCCCCGGAAGCUGGACUUCUUCCGCAGCGAGACGGACCUGAACCACCUGGCCGUGAAUGAGACGUCGGGCACGGUGUACCUGGGGGCCGUGAACGCGCUCUACCAGCUGAGCGCCGCCCUGCAGCUGGAGCAGCAGGUGGCCACGGGCCCGGCCCUGGACCACAAGAAGUGCACCCCGCCCAUCGAGCACAGCCAGUGCCACGAGGCCGAGCUGACCGACAACGUCAACCAGCUGCUGCUGCUGGACCCGCUGCGGGGGCGCCUCAUCGAGUGCGGCAGCCUCUUCAAGGGCAUCUGCGCCCUGCGCUCCCCGGGCAACAUCUCCGUGCGCCUCCACUACGAGGACAGCAGCGGCGAGCGCUCCUUCGUGGCCAGCAACGACGAGGGCGUGGCCACGGUGGGGCUGGUGAGCGCCCCGCAGCCCGGCCGCGAGCCCCUGCUGUUCGUGGGCAAAGGCAACGGGCCGUUCGACAACGGCGUCAUCGUGAGCACCCGCCUGCUGGACCGGGCCGGCGGCCGGGAGCCCUUCGAGGCCUACAGCGACCAGGCCACCUACAAGGCCGGGUACAUGUCCAGCAACACCCAGCAGUUCGUGGCCGCCUUCGAGGACGGCCUCUACGUCUUCUUCGUCUUCAACCAGCACGACAAGCACCCGCCGCAGAACCGCACGCUGGUGGCCCGCAUGUGCAAGGACGACUCCUACUACUACUCCUACCUGGAGAUGGACCUGCGGUGCCUGGACCCCGGGGACGGCGACGGCCCGGCCGCCGCCUUCAGCACCUGCCUGGCGGCCUCGGUGGCCACGUCGGGCGCCGGCAGGGUGCUCUACGCCGUCUUCACCAGGGACGAGCAGAAAGGCGGGGGGCCUCGUGCGGGCCUCUGCCUGUUCCCGCUGGCCCAGGUCAACGCCCAGAUGCAGGCCAACCGCAACGCGUGCUACACGGGCCACGCCAAGGCCGGCCACGACACCUUCUACAAGCCCUUCCACGGCGACAUCCAGUGUGGCGGCCACGGCCCGGACGCCAGCCAGAGCUUCCUGUGCGGCUCAGAGCACCUGCCCUACCCCCUGGGCAGCCGGGAGGGCCUCACCGCCACGGCCGUGCUGCAGCGCCGAGGCCUGAACCUGACGGCCGUGACCGUGACCGCCGAGAACGGCCACACCAUCGCCUUCCUGGGCACCUCCGACGGCCAGGUCCUCAAGGUGUACCUGGCGCCGGACGGCAGCUUCGUGGAGUACGGCUCCAUCCCCGUGGAGAUCAACAAGAGGAUCAAGCAGGACCUGGUGCUGUCUGCAGACCAGGCCAGUCUGUACGCCAUGACGCAGGACAAGGCCUUCCGGCUUCCCGUGCAGGAGUGUCUGAGCUACGAAAACUGCACCCAGUGCCUCGGCUCCCAGGACCCCUACUGCGGCUGGUGCAUCGUGGAGGGCCGGUGCACCAGGAGAGCCGAGUGCUCGCGGGCUGACGAGAGCGGACACUGGCUGUGGAGCCGCGGGGAGGCCUGCGUGACCGUUACUGGGGCCCGCCCCCAGAACAUGAGCUGGUGGGCCCGGGGCGAGGUGCAGCUGACGGUCAGCCCCCUCCCGGCCCUCGGCGAGGAGGACAAGCUGCUGUGCCGUUUCGGGGACUCGCCGCCUCACCCUGCCCUCGUGCAGGGCGACGUGGUCGUCUGCAACUCCACCAGCAUCGUGCCCGGCACACCCCCCGGCCAGGGUGAGGCCCGCCGGCCACCCGACCACGUGGACGUGAACAUCCAGCUCCUCUUCCUGCGCGGCGGCAUCUUCCUCACCUCCCACCAGUACCCCUUCUACGACUGCCGCAACGCCACGAGCCUGGCGGAGAACCUGCCGUGCAUCUCCUGCGCCAGCAGCCGCUGGACCUGCCAGUGGGACUUGCGCGCCCACCAGUGUCAGGAGGCCUCCAGCGACCCCGAGGACGGCGUCGUGCCCGCUCACACGGAGGACAGCUGCCCCCAGUUCCUGGACCCCAGCCCGCUAGUCGUCCCCGUGAACCACGAGACGGAGGUGGUCUUCCAGGGCAAGAACCUGGACACGGUGCAGGGCUCCCUGGUCGUGGGCAGCGACUCGCCCAAGUUUGAGGUGCCGGUGAGCACGCGGGAGAAAGGAACCUUCUUCUUUCGGACCCCAAAGCUGUCCCACAAUGGGAACGAGACGCUGCCCCUGAACCUGUACGUCAAGUCUGACGGCGGCAGGAACGUGGACAGCAAGCUCCAAGUGACUCUCUACAACUGCUCCUUCGGCCGCAGCGACUGCAGCCUGUGCCUGGCCGCCGACCCCGCCUACCAGUGCGUGUGGUGCGGCGGGCGGAGCGGCUGUGUGUACCAGGCGCUGUGCAGCAACGCCACCUCCGAGUGCCCGCCGCCCGUCGUCACCAGGAUCCAGCCGGAGACGGGCCCCCUGGGCGGCGGCGUCCGCGUCACCAUCCUGGGCUCGAACCUGGGGGUCCGGGCGGACGACGUCAAGAGGGUCACUGUGGCUGGCCGGGACUGCGCCUUUGACCCAGAACGGUACUCUGUGUCCACCCGGAUCGUGUGCGCCGUCGAGGCCGCGGGGGCGCCCCUCACGGGGGGCGUCGAGGUGGACGUCAACGGGAAGCUCGGCCGCUCGCCGCCGCACGUCCAGUUCACCUACCAGGAGCCCCAGCCCCUCAGCGUGGAGCCCAGGCAGGGGCCGCAGGCGGGUGGCACCACGCUGACCAUCAGCGGCGCCCACCUGGACACAGGCUCCGAGGAAGACGUGCGGGUGACCAUCAAUAACGUCCCUUGUAAUGUGACGCAGUUCGGGGCGCAGCUCCAGUGUGUCACCGGCCCCCAGGCAGCCCUGGGGGAGCUGCCCCUGAAGAUCGACUACGGGGGCUCCGAGGUGCCCAGCGCCGGGGUCACCUUCACCUACCGCGAGAACCCGGUGCUGCAGACCUUCGAACCCCUGCGCAGCUUCGUCAGCGGCGGCCGCAGCAUCAACGUGACCGGGCAGGGCUUCAGCCUGAUCCAGAAGUUCUCCAUGGUGGUCCUCGCCGUGCCCCUGCAGCCCUGGCGGCACCAGCGGGACGCCAGACCCCUGGAACCCACCCUGGUGGUGGGCACGGACUACACGUUCUACAACGACUCCAGGGUCGUGUUCCUGUCCCCGACCGUCCCCGUGGAGCCGGAGGCCUACAACCUCACGGUGCUCCUUCAGAUGGACGGGCACCGCAUCCCGCUUAGGUGUGGCGCUGUGGCCUUUGAGUACGUGGCUGACCCCACCUUCAAGAACUUCACAGGGGGCGUCAAGAAGCAGGUCAACAAGCUCAUCCACGCCCAGGGCACCAACCUGAACAAGGCCAUGACGCUGCACGAGGCGGAGGCCUUCGUGGGUGCCGAGCGCUGCAUCAUGAAGACGCUGACGGAGACCGACCUGUACUGCGAGCCGCCGGAGGUGCAGCCCCCUCCCAAGCGGCGGCAGAAGCGAGACACCACGCUCAACCUGCCGGAGUUCAUCGUGAAGUUUGGCUCCCGGGAGUGGGUGCUGGGUCGCGUGGAGUAUGACAGCCGUGCGAGUGAAGUGUCUCUCGGUGUCAUCCUGCCGCUGGUCAUACUGCCCAUGGGCGUCCUCAUCGCCCUGUUUGUCUACUGCUAUUGGAGGAAGAGCCAGCAGGCGGAGCGCGAGUACGAGAAGAUCAAGUCCCAGCUAGAGGGCCUGGAGGAGAGCGUGCGUGACCGCUGCAAAAAGGAGUUCACGGACCUGAUGAUUGAGAUGGAGGACCAGACGAGCGACGUGCACGAGGCGGGCAUCCCCGUGCUGGACUACAAGACGUACACCGACCGCGUCUUCUUCCUGCCCUCCAAGGACGGCGACAAGGACGUGAUGAUCACGGGCAAGCUGGACAUCCCCGAGUCCCGGCGGCCCGUGGUGGAGCAGGCCCUCUACCAGUUUUCCAACCUGCUCAACAGCAAGUCCUUCCUCAUCAACUUCAUCCACACCCUGGAGAACCAGCGGGAGUUCUCGGCCCGCGCCAAGGUCUACUUUGCGUCGCUGCUGACGGUGGCGCUGCACGGGAAGCUGGAGUACUACACCGACAUCAUGCGCACGCUCUUCCUGGAGCUCAUGGAGCAGUACGUGGUUGCCAAGAACCCCAAGCUGAUGCUGCGCAGGUCUGAGACGGUGGUGGAGAGGAUGCUGUCCAACUGGAUGUCUAUUUGCCUGUACCAGUACCUCAAGGACAGCGCUGGUGAGCCCCUGUACAAGCUCUUCAAGGCCAUCAAGCACCAGGUGGAGAAGGGCCCGGUGGACGCCGUGCAGAAGAAGGCCAAGUACACCCUCAACGACACAGGGCUGCUGGGGGACGACGUGGAGUACGCACCCCUGACGGUGAACGUGAUCGUCCAGGACGAAGGGGCAGACGCCGUCCCCGUCAAGGUCCUCAACUGCGACACCAUCUCACAGGUCAAGGAGAAGAUCAUCGACCAGGUGUACCGCACGCAGCCGUGCUCCCGCUGGCCCAAGGCGGACAGCGUGGUCCUCGAGUGGCGCCCUGGGUCCACCGCCCAGAUCCUGUCGGACCUGGACCUGACCUCCCAGCGGGAGGGCCGGUGGAGACGCAUCAACACCCUCAUGCACUACAACGUCCGGGACGGAGCCACUCUCAUCCUGUCCAAGGUGGGGGUCUCCCAGCAGCCUGAGGACAGCCAGCAGGACCUGCCCGGGGAGCGCCACGCCCUCCUGGAGGACGAGAACCGCGUGUGGCACCUGGUGCGGCCGGCGGACGAGGUGGAGGAGGGCAAGUCCAAGCGCGGCAGCGUGAAGGAGAAAGAGCGCACCAAGGCCAUCACGGAGAUCUACCUGACCCGCCUGCUCUCCGUCAAGGGCACACUGCAGCAGUUCGUGGACAACUUCUUCCACAGCGUGCUGGCUCCCGGCCUGGCCGUGCCGCCCGCCGUGAAGUACUUCUUCGACUUCCUGGACGAGCAGGCGGAGAAGCACGACAUCAGGGACGAGGACACCAUCCACAUCUGGAAGACCAACAGUUUACCGCUGCGGUUCUGGGUGAACAUCCUCAAGAACCCCCACUUCAUCUUCGACGUGCACGUCCAUGAGGUGGUGGACGCCUCGCUGUCCGUCAUCGCGCAGACCUUCAUGGACGCCUGCACGCGCACGGAGCACAAGCUGAGCCGCGACUCACCCAGCAACAAGCUGCUCUACGCCAAGGAGAUCUCCACCUACAAGAAGAUGGUGGAGGACUACUACAAGGGGAUCCGCCAGAUGGUGCAAGUCAGCGACCAGGACAUGAACACACACUUGGCGGAGAUUUCCCGGGCGCACACGGACUCCCUGAACACCCUGGUGGCCCUGCACCAGCUCUACCAGUACACACAGAAGUACUACGACGAGAUCAUCAACGCCCUGGAGGAGGACCCCGCUGCCCAGAAGAUGCAGCUGGCCUUCCGCCUGCAGCAGAUCGCGGCCGCACUCGAGAACAAGGUCACGGACCUCUGACCUUCAGGCCCCGCCACGUGGUCUCGGUCGGGGCGCAGCAGUGCCCGGCGCCCUCCAGCACCAGCUCCUCCUGAAGAACCAGCACCGGGCGCCGUCUCCGAGUGGAGUCCCCUGAGCUCUUCGCAAAUGUGCCUUUAGCCCCCGGCGCCGCCUGCGUCGCUAGGGGCGGUCGGGCCUCAGCCCCCUUCCCGACAAGCACCAGCAGCCGCCUCAGACACGUGGGUUUGGCCUCCUCGGGGCUCUGAGUGCCUGCAGCCCCCAGGCCCUCGCGCCCAGACUGCCCGCCCGCCCGCCCAGACGGGAGGAGAAAAGCGGUACGAUGCCUUCCUGACCUCACCUGGCCCGCUCUGCGGCGCCACGGCGCCCUGGGCGGGCUCUGCGCCGCCGGCCUCACCUCGAAGGUCAAGCUGGAUGUCAGACGUCGAGGCCCAGGCGGCCAGAGGGGACCCAUCAGACUGGGGGGCCUGGCCUCAGCCUGUCAGACAGGCUGUCCUGGAGGCUCUGCCCUGUCUGGGGGGCCGGCAGCUCAGCUAGGUCACCCCCCCUCCCCCCUUUUUGUAAAUCUUGUUCAUUGUAAAUCAAAUACAGCUGUGUUUUUCAUUCUG
Molecule: messenger RNA, 6367 nt
Organism: Phyllostomus hastatus (greater spear-nosed bat)
Lineage: Eukaryota; Metazoa; Chordata; Mammalia; Chiroptera; Phyllostomidae
Gene: PLXNB2
Product: plexin B2
Exons: 39
Coding region: 213-5762 (1849 amino acids)
Biological process (GO): positive regulation of axonogenesis; semaphorin-plexin signaling pathway involved in axon guidance; regulation of cell shape
Cellular component (GO): semaphorin receptor complex
Molecular function (GO): semaphorin receptor activity; protein binding
Source: RefSeq, a predicted model, not a curated record